GCAUUAAGCCUGAACGCUGCUGGCAGCCAGGGACUCAUAUUCAUUUGGUUGUUGAGUGAACCAGCCAGGCUUUGGAUCUUUCCCUUCACUCACAUUUUUUUUUCCCUUUUACUCCUUCCAGAAAAUCAGGAAUUACUUGAACCAGCUCCUUUUUUAGUGUGUGUGGAAGGUUGCGGGGUGGGGAGGGGGUCAGGAGACUUCGUUCCCAACCUCGGCACGCUUCUGCUGAUCUGCACUUGCUCCCACUUGGGAUACCCAGACAAAGGUCUCGUGGAUGACCUCUCCAAACUAACUUUAGCUUUUCACCGCAUUCACUCAGAGGGCGGUGAAUUGAAUGGGCAUUUUCCAGAGUUUGGAUGUUUCCACGCUGAGAGCUACCGGAUAAGAUGGUGCCCCUGCAGAAAAGGGAUCAGUUUGAUAACUUGGAGAAGCACACGCAGUGGGGGAUCGAGUUUGUGGAGAAGUACAACAAAUUUGUGAAGGAGCGAUCGGAGAUCGAAAUCAACUAUGCAAAGCAAAUUAGGAAUCUUUCAAAGAAAUAUCAACCCAAGAAGAACUCAAGGGAAGAAGAAGAGAGCAAGUUCUCCUUCUGUCGAGCCUUCUUCACGACCCUUAAUGAGUUGAACGACUACGCAGGUCAGCACGAGGUCAUAGCGGAGAACCUGACCUCCCAAAUCUUCGUCGAGCUUACGCGCUACCUGCAGGAGCUCAAGGCUGAGAGGAAAACGCAUUUCCAUGAUGGACGCAAAGCACAGCAGUACAUUGAAAGCUCGUGGAAGCAGCUGGAAUCGUGUAAAAGAAGGUUUGAGAGGGACUGCAAAGAGGCAGACAGAGCACAGCAAUACUUUGAGAAGAUGGACGCUGACAUUAACGUGACUAAAGCUGAUGUGGAAAAGCGAGGCUUGAACAAGGCACGACAGCAAGCUCAGAUGAGGCACCAGAUGGCUUCUGACAGCAAGGGCGAUUACUCGUCCUACCUGCAAAAGUUCAACCAGGAGCAGAACGAUCAUUACCACACAAUAAUUCCCAACAUAUUUCAGAAACUUCAAGACAUGGAGGAGAAAAGGAUCGAGAGAAUAGGAGCGUGCAUGAAGACGUUCGCAGAGGUGGACCGCCAAGUGCUGCCCAUCGUGGGGAAAUGUUUAGACGGCAUGACUACAGCCGCCGAGUCCAUCGAGCCCAAGACUGACUCCCAGCAGGUGGUGGAGUCCUACAAGUCUGGCUUUGAGCCACCGAGCGACGUGGAGUUCGAGGACUACGGUCAGGCCAUGAAGAGGACGGUGUCCGAGAACAGCCUGUCCAACGCCAAAGAGGGCAAAGAGAAGCCCGCUGGCAAGAGCAAGCCCAAACUGUGGCCUUUCAUUAAGAACAAGAACAAGCUUAUCUCCCUGUUAACGUCCCCCCGUCAGCCCCCACCUGCCCCCCCAGCCUCAUCUCUGCCCUCACCCUCUGCUGUUCCCAACGACCCCCAGUCUCCCAAGCAGCACAAGGAGCCCCUCUCCCACCGCCUCAACGACUUCAUGGCCUCCAAACCCAAAAUGCACUGCCUCCGGAGCCUGAGGCGAGGGCAGCAGUCCCCGCGCUCGCUCAUUUAUCACAAAGAGCUCAUGAAGAGGACUCUGGGUCAACCCACAUAUGCUUUCGAAGCAAGGCAAUAUGUUCUUUCUCUCAAGCUGAUCACACUCAAUUCCCACGUCCGGAGUCUCAUUGAGGGAUCUGGACCAGAGGACUUCAGUCAUCUGCCACCAGAGCAAAGGAGGAAGAAACUGCAGGGCAAGAUUGACGACCUCAAUAAAGAUAUUCACAAAGAGAUGGACCAGAGGGAUGCACUGACCAAGAUGAAAGACGUGUACAUAAAGAACCCCCAGAUGGGCGACCCGACCAGCGUGGACCCCCGGCUGACGGAAAUAGCCCAGAGCAUCGAGAAGCUCCAGGCUGAAGUGCAGAAGUUUGAGGGCUGGUUAGCGGAAGUAGAGGAGAGGAUGCCUUCGAAGAGCGACUCGCACCGUAGAAGCGGACUUUACGAGACUCAGAGCAACAUAGCAGUGAGCAACAACUGUGCGCAAGAUAGAGAGAGGCCCCUGAGCAGCCCGGAUGGCAGCUACACAGAGGAGCAGAAUACAGAAACUCAGGUCAAAGCCAACAUCAAUCCCACCCCCAACCCCAACACCAUCCCCACCACCAUGCCGGACGACGAGGAAUUUGACGACGACGACGAGCCGCUGGCCACCAUCGGCACCUGCAAAGCGCUGUACCCUUUCGAAGGUCAUAACGAAGGCACCAUCGCCGUGGCCGAGGGCGAGCUUCUGUACGUCAUAGAAGAAGACAAAGGAGACGGCUGGACGCGGGUUCGGAGGAACCAGGACGAAGAAGGAUACGUCCCAACGUCCUACAUUGAGGUCAAUCUGGAACCGAAUGCCAAAGGUGCUAUGACGUACAUCUAACUUGGCAAGCUCACCCUGUGACAGAUUUAUUUUUUAUUUUUUUUUUGCUACUUUAAUCAAUAUCUUUCCAUUGACUGGGUCAAAGAUUAUAGAUUGUUAAUAGCCGCUCGGAAAGAUGCACUUCCCGUCUCCGUAGAGGGAAGGACCAAUCAUAUUUGUCUGCUGUGCCUCACGACAGUUGAUGCAGGGAGCGUGCCUUUUAAUUCUGAGGUCCAUUGUGUGAAGACUGUGAGGACAAGGCGCACAUUUUCACUGCAGUGCCACCUAGUGGUCGUACAACACGAGUCAUGACACCUCCAGUCAAAGCUGUGGGACAAAUCAGCUGCUGACAAUGAUCACCAAUACAUUUCAAACACAAACCUCUUGAUUACACUUGAGUUAGAAUCUUAAAUGUUAGAAUAUGGACUUGAAUUAUCAUAAUAUUAAUCAAGGGGUCUGAUCCAUCACCUGAAAGACUGUCUGAAUCAUGUGUUUUUGUAACUCGUUGCACCCAAACGACAAACGUGCUCAAUGUGCAAUCAUACAAAACGCUGUCGAGAUCUGCUGUAUUAAUUUUAUGUCUUCAGUUACUUUUUGUAGGCCGAUCAGAAAUAGAAACACAAUAAAAUCCGUGACCUCAACUCUAAAAAUGUUGCAUGCCUUUAAUAUUAUAGAUGCUGGCGCAUCAAGAAAUGUAAAACCAAUUAUUCCCAAUGAGGGUUGAUUUUAUAAGAAUAGUAAUCAAGUUUACUGCUUUUUUUUUAUUGCUCUUUUUCCACAUUCUCGAUUCACUUUUUGAUAACUGUAUUGUUGGCCUGCUCUGGAUCUUUCUCUCCAGGCCAGUGGUAAAGGAAUAAAGGAAAAAGAAAUCAGCCACUCUCAGCUCUAUGGUGAGACUGAGCUGAGGUUGCGACUUUUUAAAGCUCCGUGGUGUCUUGCAUGGGUCUUCUAGCAACACCGUCUGUCAUUCCACUUCACUGCCACAUAAUAUUUCACGCAACAAAUCAGACUGACUACUUCUCAGAUUAGUACAAAGGCCUCAGUUUGGCUUUCACAGGGUUUGUUAUGGCACUUUUUUUUUAUUUACCAGAGAGUUUUUGAGGAGUGUUGCAUGCUGCAGCAUCUGUGAGUGUUUUGUCAUGACUUGGAGUUAGCAUGUUGUGACAAAGUGCGGUGGCUGCUUGCUAGCAUAAACUCACGUCAGAUAACGGCUAAAUAAACUGAUGAUUGUAGCUUUACGGACAUAUCUUUGGUCGAUCUACAGACAUUCAGUGCCUUGAUCAAAAUCAAGUCAGACUUUUUCAUCCUGUUUCGCAUUUUACCACAUUACCGCCAGAGAAUUUAAACUUUAAAGUGGAAGGAAAAUGAUGGUUUACAAAAUUGCUUUUGCAUUUAUAUUCAACCUCCCUUGACAACACUUGAGGCAUGUUUUUCUGCAGUCAGAUGGAAGCAUUUUGGGGGCUAGUCUAAUAAUAUUUUUAUGUAGUCUCUGUAAAAUAGGUGUUUCAAGCAGAUCAAGGGUCGCUGCCAUCUUUAGAUCGUAGAGAGAGUUAAAUGUUUGGGAUUUUUUUCAGCCAAGUUAAAACUGUAUAACUUUAUUUUUAGUUUUUAGUCCAUCCAGUGCUGGUUCCUGGUUCCAUUUCUUUAUUAAUGUUAUCCAACAAACUUUUUAUUUAAGGUAACAGAUUGAAGGGGGAUGAAUGUAAAUGGUUGCCACUCACGACUUUUUAUGUUCACAUUUUGUUCAUCCAGCUCACAAAAUCUGUAUAUUAAUAAAAUACAUAAAAGUUUGUGGUGGUAAAAUGGUAAAAUGUGGAAAAGCUGAAUGGGUAUGAAUAAUUUUGCAAAGCACCAUACAUUAUAACACAUUAUUAUUACUUCUAACAGUUUCACAUAUACCACAACCCCUCUUCUAUCCAUAUUUAAAUAUUUGGGAUCUUCGAGUUUUUCCUUUAAGACUAACUUUCUUCUUUUUUUUUGUCAUCUUUUUUUUUGUUUCUUUGUUCGUUUGUGUGUAUUCUUUCAAAUUGCAGAUUCCUAAAAGCGAGAGGCUGGCAGAGGAAUGGCAGGGCAAGCAGCCGCGGCGAAAACCACGGUGUGAAAAAGUGAAAGAUGGGCUCAGUCUUUAAAGAAAGAAAUAUCUGAGAAAGAGAGAGCGAUGGAUGAUAAGAAUGCCGCUGAAAUUCAAACAUUUUGACAAAAAAAUAAAAAAAUUUAUCAGCAGUGUUGAGCUUCCUCCGCUGAACAAGAGAUUGGUUUUACCUCUCAUAACAUUCUCCAUUUUAACCCCCCUUCCCUCCCACCACCACCACUCAGAUGACAGUACACAAUUUGAUCCUUGGUGUUUUACAGCAGAGCUUUGCUUCUUAAUGUCACUAACUCUGCUUGCGGCGAUGAAGAGGCUUUUUUUUUGGCAUCCUUUCUCCAAACGCCCCUCGCUGCCAAUUGCCCGGCUCUUUUUUUUUUCUCUCUCUCUCUCUUCUGCCUAAUUCCUUGUGGCACUCACAAUUACGGGAAAGUGUGUGGUCAGAAACAGGACGGAAGAGCAGCAGGAGCCCGAAGGGGGACUUUAAAACACAGCCGCACGAAGCCGUAAACUUCCUAAAACAAGUCAUCCCAGUCUCAUCGCCUUCACCUUUCACUCCUUAAAAAAAGUAUUU
Poecilia latipinna (sailfin molly) is the source of this 5083-nucleotide messenger RNA. It is a transcript of the gene fnbp1b, whose product is annotated as formin binding protein 1b. Bases 387 to 2444 code for a protein of 685 amino acids. The transcript is spliced from 19 exons. The record is from RefSeq and is a predicted model, not a curated record. Gene Ontology annotation, molecular function: protein binding. Gene Ontology annotation, biological process: signal transduction; endocytosis. Lineage: Eukaryota; Metazoa; Chordata; Actinopteri; Cyprinodontiformes; Poeciliidae.